AUGCUUGUGCUGCCUGAGGGCAUCUACCACCGUUUCACCCUGGACGAGAAUGACUACAUCACGGCGAUGCGGCUGUUUGUGGGGGCACCCGUCUGGACGCCCUUCAACCGCCCCCAGGAGGAGCACCCCUCGCGCACCAAGUACUUGCGGGACUUUGCGGGGGACGCGGCCGCCCCCGCCGUGGCGGCCGCUUGA
This is a messenger RNA of Monoraphidium neglectum, 195 nucleotides long. Its product is annotated as 1,2-dihydroxy-3-keto-5-methylthiopentene dioxygenase. The transcript has 2 exons. Gene Ontology annotation, biological process: L-methionine metabolic process. Gene Ontology annotation, molecular function: acireductone dioxygenase [iron(II)-requiring] activity. The coding region runs from base 1 to 195 and encodes 64 amino acids. The record is from RefSeq and is a predicted model, not a curated record. Lineage: Eukaryota; Viridiplantae; Chlorophyta; Chlorophyceae; Sphaeropleales; Selenastraceae.